Molecule: messenger RNA, 4710 nt
Organism: Otolemur garnettii (small-eared galago)
Lineage: Eukaryota; Metazoa; Chordata; Mammalia; Primates; Galagidae
Gene: LAMC2
Product: laminin subunit gamma 2
Exons: 23
Coding region: 279-3854 (1191 amino acids)
Molecular function (GO): extracellular matrix structural constituent
Source: RefSeq, a predicted model, not a curated record
CCGGGCCAGGUGUGCGCCCUCCUCGGGGCAGGCGGAGCGGCGGCUGGGGCAGUCCACAGCUCGGCGUGUGCUGUGUGUUUGUCUGCCCCCGGAGGGCUGGGUCCUCCUUAUUCACAGGUGAGUCACACCCUGAAACACGGGCUCUCUUCCUGUCAGGACUGAGUCAGGUAGAAGAGUCGAUAAAACCACCUGAUCAAGGAAAGAAAGGCACUGCGGAGCGCAGAGUGAGAACCCCGGGCGCCGCGCAGCGACCCCGCAGCGGAGCACCGCGGCCCGCCAUGCCCGCGCUCCGGCUGAGCUGCUGGCUCUGCUUGGCGCUGCUGCUGCCUGCGGCGCGGGCCACCUCCGGGAGGGAAGAAUGUGACUGCAAUGGGAAAUCCAGGACGUGUGUCUUCGACUUCGAGCUUCACAGGCAGACAGGCAGGGGACUCCGCUGCCUCAACUGCCAGGACAACACCGAGGGCUUUCACUGCGAGAGGUGCAAGGAGGGGUUUUACCGGCACAGAGACAGAGACCGCUGUCUGCCCUGCAACUGUAACUCCAAAGGUUCUGUUAGUGCUCGAUGUGACAACUCUGGACGGUGCAGCUGUAAGCCAGGUGUGACAGGAGACAGAUGUGACCGCUGCCUGCCAGGCUUCCGCAUGCUGACGGAUGCGGGGUGCACCCAAGACCAGAGACCGCUAGACUCCAAGUGUGACUGUGAUCCAGCUGGCAUCGCGGGGCCCUGUGACUCGGGCCGUUGUGUCUGCAAGCCAGCUGUCACUGGAGAACGCUGUGAUAGGUGCCGCCCAGGUUACUAUCAUCUGGAGAGGGGAAACCCUGAGGGCUGCACCCAGUGUUUCUGCUACGGGCAUUCAGCCAGCUGCCACAGCUCUGCAGACUACAGCGUCCAUAGGAUCACCUCCACCUUCCAGCGAGAUGCUGACGGCUGGAAGGCUGUCCAAAGAAAUGGGUCUCCAGCGAAGCUCCAGUGGUCACAGCGCCAUCAGGACGUGUUCAGCUCAGCCCGACGAUCCGACCCUGUCUAUUUUAUGGCUCCUGCCAAAUUUCUUGGGAAUCAACAGGUGAGCUAUGGGCAAAGCCUGUCUUUUGACUACCGUGUGGACAGAGGAGGCAGACACCCAUCUGCCCACGACGUGAUCCUGGAAGGCGCUGGGCUACGGAUCACAGCUCCCUUGAUGCCACUUGGCAAGACGCUGCCUUGUGGGAUCACCAAGACUUAUACAUUCAGGUUAAAUGAACAUCCAAGCAGUAAUUGGAGCCCCCAGCUGAGCUAUUUUGAGUAUCGGAGGUUACUGCGGAACCUCACAGCGCUCCGAAUCCGAGCAACGUAUGGAGAAUACAGUACUGGGUACAUUGACAAUGUGACCCUGAUCUCAGCCCGCCCCGUCUCUGGAGCCCCAGCACCCUGGGUCGAGCACUGUGUGUGUCCUGCUGGGUACAAGGGACAGUUCUGCCAGGAUUGUGCUUUUGGCUACAAAAGGGAUUCUGCAAGACUGGGGCCUUUUGGCACCUGUAUUCCAUGCAACUGCCAAGGGGGAGGGGCCUGUGACCCGGACACUGGAGACUGUUACUCAGGGGAUGAGAAUCCUGAUAUCGAGUGUGCUGACUGCCCCAUUGGUUUCUACAACGAUCCACAUGACCCCCGCAGCUGCAAGCCCUGCCCCUGUCACAAUGGGUUCAGCUGCUCGGUGAUGCCCGAGACGGAUGAGGUGGUGUGCAAUAACUGCCCCCCUGGGGUCACCGGUGCCCGCUGUGAGCUCUGUGCUGAUGGCUACUUUGGGGACCCCUUCGGAGAACGAGGCCCAGUGAGGCCCUGUCAGCCCUGUCAGUGCAACAACAAUGUGGACCCCAGUGCCUCAGGGAACUGUGACCGGCUGACCGGCAGGUGUCUGAAGUGCAUCCACAACACAGCCGGCGCCUACUGCGACCAGUGCAAAGCAGGCUACUUUGGGGACCCACUGGCUCCCAACCCAGCAGACAAGUGCCAAGCUUGCAACUGCAACCCAAUGGGCUCAGAGGCUGUAGAGUGUCGAAGUGAUGGCAGCUGUGUCUGCAAGCCAGGAUUUGGUGGCCUUAACUGUGAGCACCAAGCAUUAAGCAGCUGUCCGGCUUGUUACAAUCAAGUGAAGAUUCAGAUGGAUCAGUUCAUGCAGCAGCUUCAGAGCCUGGAGGCCCUGAUUUCAAAGGCACAGAGUGGUGGCGGAGCAGUACCCAAUACAGAGCUGGAAGACAGGAUGCAGCAGGCUGAGCAGGCCCUCCGGGACAUCCUGAGAGAAGCCCAGAUUUCAGAAGGUGCUAGUAGAGCCCUCAGUCUCCAGUUGGCCAAGGUGAGGAACCAGAAGAACAGCUUCCAGAACCGCCUGGAUGACCUCAAGAUGACAGUGGAAAGAGUUCGGGCCCUGGGAAGUCAGUAUCAGAACCGAGUUCAGGACACACGCAGGCUCAUUACUCAGAUGCGACUGAGCAUGGCGGAAAGUGAAGCUGCCCUGCGAGACACGAACAUUCCUCCCUUAGAGCACUACGUGGGGCCAAAUGGCUUUAAAAGUCUGGCUCAGGAGGCCACAAGAUUGGCAGACAGCCAUGUUGAGUCAGCCAGUAACAUGGAGCAACUGGCAAGGGAAACUGAGGAGUAUUCCAAACAAGCACUAUCCCUGGCCCGCAAAGCUCUGAGCGAAGGAGGCGGAAGUGGCAGCUUGGACAGCGCUGUGGUGCAAGGGCUUGCGGGAAAGUUGGAGAAAACCAAGUCUCUGGCCCAGCAGCUGUCAAGGGAGGCCACACAAACUGACAUUGAAGCAGACAGGUCUUAUCGACAUAGUCUCCGUCUCUUGGAUGCGGUGUCUCAGCUUCAGGGAGUCCGUGACCAGUCCUUUCAGGUGGAAGCAAAGAGGAUUAAACAAAAAGCUGACUCUGUUUCAAGCUUGGUGACCAGGCAUAUGGAUGAGUUCAAGCAUGUGCAAAGCAGUCUGGGAAACUGGGAAGAAGAAACCCAACAGCUCUUACAGAAUGGAAAGAAUGGGAGACAGAAAUCAGAUCAGUUGCUUUCCCGGGCCAAUCUUGCUAAAAGCAGAGCCCAAGAAGCCCUAAGUAUGGGUAACGCCACCUUUUAUGAAGUUGAGAGCAUCCUGAAGAACCUCAGAGAGUUUGACCUGCAGGUUGAAGACAGAAAAGCAGAAGCUGAAGAAGCCAUGAAGAGACUCUCAUAUAUCAGCCAAAAGGUUACAGAUGCCAGUGACAAGACCCAGCAAGCAGAAAGAGCCCUGGGCAGUGCUGCUGCAGAUGCCCAGAGGGCAGAGAAGUCCGCCAGGGAGGCUCUGGAGAUCUCCAGCGAGAUUGAGCAAGAGAUAGGGAGUCUGAACUUGGAAGCCAAUGUGACAGCAGAUGGAGCCUUGGCCAUGGAAAAGGGACUGGCCACUCUGAAGAGUGAGAUGAGGGAAGUGGAAGGAGAGCUGGCAAGGAAGGAGCUGGAGUUUGACAGGGACAUGGACACAGUGCAGAUGGUGAUUACGGAAGCCCAGAGAGUUGAUAUAAGAGCCAAAAACGCUGGAGUCACCAUCCAAGACACACUCAACGCGUUGGACGGCAUCCUACAUCUAAUGGACCAGCCUGGCAGUGCGGAUGAAGAGGGGCUGGUUUUACUGGAGCAAAAGCUUUUCCGAGCCAAGACGCAGCUCAACAGUCAGCUGCGGCCCUUGAUGUCAGAGCUGGAAGAGAGGGCACGUCGGCAGAGGGGCCACCUCCAUUUGCUGGAGACAAGCAUAGAUGGGAUUCUGGCUGAUGUGAAGAACCUAGAGAACAUUAGAGACAACCUGCCCCCAGGGUGCUACAAUACCCAGGCUCUUGAGCAGCAGUGAAACUCCCAGAGAGAUUUCUCAACUGAGGUUCUCCGGAUACAGAGCCUCAGAGCUCGAGAGCCAGCUCAUGUGGGUGGAGUGGGAUGGGAGCAUUUGAAUAUGUUUAAUGGGUGUGUGCAGAUCAACUGAACCUGACCCCAUCCCUUAAGAUCAUGGCCAGGUGGAUGUCUUCUUGUAUGAAUAUGAUACUCCCUGCCCCCUCAUGCUGGGCAAUGAGACUGAUCAAGGACCUGGACCCCAAAGGGUGUAUCAGAUGGAAGAACAAACUGCUCAGGCAGAUAUUUGCCUCAGAAUAGUUGUAAAUGGAAGUCUUGCAAUCUGGACAAGUGCUGCUGGGUUAUAGUCAGCUUAUUCUUUGAAUAAGGAAAAAUUGCUGACUUUGCCCAGGAUAAAAUUCUUCCCAGUGUUAGACAGAAAGUGAAAUGCAGCCACACUGUGGCCAAGAAAACACUAUUGCUUCAUAUUGUUCACUGGAAGUUUCUUGCUCAUCCGAGUUCCUCCUCCUUACCACCAGGACGUGACCACAUACUCCACUUGCAAGCUGGAAGAAGUGAACAGUGAUGGAGGGAGGACUGAAAGGCAGGCCCAGUUUGGGCAAUUGUGCUUGCUGGUGCCCUGCCACCUUCUAGUCUGGUCCUGAAGCGACGUCCUUUCUCUUAAUAAUGCCAUGGCAAGUUAGAGACUGUAUGUUUAUUAAAGCAUUUCCUACCAGCACAGCAAGCAUUGGGAAGAUAUUUACUUUUGAGUUACAGAGUAAUAGAAAACUGGCUUGGGCAUUGAAAGAAGAGAAAUUAUCUAGAAGAUUUAUUAGUCCUCAAUCUCAGUUUUCAACACUAAAAACUAUGUGCAUCUAUGU